This is a messenger RNA of Arabidopsis arenosa, 1446 nucleotides long. Lineage: Eukaryota; Viridiplantae; Streptophyta; Magnoliopsida; Brassicales; Brassicaceae. The record is from the annotation of a GenBank genome assembly.
AUACGUCUAUGGAAACCCGAAGCGAAAGCUAAGACAGCAACAGUGGCUCAAAUGGAAACUCUAGUCAAAGCUGGUCUCUACCAAAGCAAGCCCAGACUCGUUCUUGGCGAUUUCAAUGAAAUCCAAUGUAAUUCAGAAAAAUUAGGAGGACCUGCAAAGCCAGAAUGGCAGUUUAGCAAUUUCAGGAGGAUGUUAAGAGUUUCUGGCUUACAUGAAGUUAAAACCUAUGGAGGCUUGUAUACCUGGAUAGGUAACCGAAGCACUGGGACAGUUAAAUCUAAAUUGGAUAGAAUUGUUGCUACUGCAGAUUGGAAGAAUCAAUUUCCUAAGGCACUGGUUCAACUUUUGGAUUGGAUAGGCUCAGACCAUCGGCCUCUUUUGCUUCAAACUGAGAACAAUAAAUGGAAAGGCACAAAGCAAUUUCGUUAUGAUAACCGAUGGAGGUUUAAGCAAGACCUUCAUAUGGCUUUGCAAAAAUCGUGGGAUCAAGACUGCAGUCACUUACCACCACAACGAUUCUGUGAAGCUUUGAAGCGUUGCAGGAACAGCCUUUCACGCUGGAAAUCUGCACAAAAUCUCAAUUCUCACAAGUUGAUCCAGCAACUCCAUCUUGCCAUCCAAAAAGCUAACAACUUGGAACCAGUUCUGCAACAUAUCCAAUCCAAAGUUACAGUAGAGAUGAACCAGCAGCUGACCAAACCAGUUUCUGAGGGGGAAAUCUACCAGGCUUUAUCCCAUAUGAAUGUUGAUAAGGCCCCAGGACCUGACGGGCUAAAUGCAGGAUUCUACAAAUAUCAUUGGCCGACAAUCAAGUCAGCCAAUAAAGCUGAGUGUCAGCAAGUUCUCCAACUACUUCAGCUCUAUGCCAAUGCUUCAGGCCAACAUGUCAAUUUCCAAAAAUCAGCCAUACUCUUUGGUAAGAGUGUUCCUACUGAUACUCAACAAUACAUUAAAGGGCUAAUGGGAAUCUCUAGAACUGGUUUUGGGCGUUAUUUGGGUCUACCUGAAGCUGUUGCAAAUGUUGCUCGUCGAAACAUCAAGAUCUCACCAGAAUGUAUCUUCUGUGGGGAGGCCAAGGAGACUACUUUGCAUUUGCUGUUUCACUGCCGCCUAGCUCGUGAGAUUUGGGAGCUAUCACCCAUUGGGAUGCGGCCAGAGCACGCUGUAUUUCAACAUCAUCCUGAACCAGGCAAUCAUGAGAUUCAAAACUACAUAGAAGAUAUACUUGCUUUGGCUAAAGGUCGCUACUGCUUUAAGUUUGUUGGUAGAGAAGAAAAUGUAAUGGCUGAUAAUCUAGCCAAACAAGCUCGUCAAAAGCUUUCUCCAUAUACAAUCUCUUGGGUCUAUUGAAUGUAUGUUGUAAACUAUGUACUUUUUCCUUAUAUAAUGGAAUAUUUGGCCGACAAAAAAAAAAGAAAGUUGCAUGAAUGAAUAGUUUUUUAAGUA